Somion occarium is the source of this 1554-nucleotide messenger RNA. Lineage: Eukaryota; Fungi; Basidiomycota; Agaricomycetes; Polyporales; Cerrenaceae. The record is from the annotation of a GenBank genome assembly.
AGGCUUCAGGGUUUUCCCAGUAUCACUUCGUUCAAGUCGCGAGUCGGGCGAUGUGCAUUGCUUCCUGUCGUCCAACUUGCUCAGACUUGCGUUGAAAAGCCGUGAUUUAUAAGACACAGCGUUACUGCCUCCUGUCAUUCGGUAUUGUCAUUGUUCGGCAUCACGCUGACCCAUCUCGGGGGAUAUAUAAAGCACAGUCGGUCCUGGUGGGUUACCCAUCAUACUACAAUACGGAUCCUACUGAGGAUGCUUACGGUUCACGCUAGGAUCCUGGUUUCUGCUACUGCCUCGAUGAAACAAGCUCUAUCAUCGCCAAUUCUCAAAUAUAAUACCCUGCCAGAGAGACAAUCUAGCCCUUUGCCUCAUGCCGCACCCUCCAUUGUUCCCGAAACAUCCCCCAAUUCCACCCCGGAGUACAAUAAUGGAGAUGUCGAUAACGACUCGAUAUCGUCGAGGUCUUCUUCAGACUCAGAUUCCUCUCAGCAGGAUCAGGAGAUGCAGUCUUCCGCCUGGCAAAUUGCCCACCGGGAAACACUAGAGGGCCUUCAGUAUGUCAUGGAGAAAUUCCCUACUGAAGGGGUCUCAUAUCUAUCCCAACAAUAUGCCCAAGAACCCCUCGAGGUUCAGGAAGGAGAUAAAGUCAUCAUCCUCGACGAUGUUUCAGAUUUCACUCUGAGGGUGAAAGUGCUGCACACAGAUACAAUAGGUCUCCUUCCCUCGUGGAACAUCGAGACACCCCUUGAACGAUUGGCACGACUCAAUAUGAUGCAGAAUGAAAUUGAUACUUGCCCACUAGAAAUUGAGGCGCAGAAACAAGAACAUGAUCCUGAUUCGCCACAGUCGCCCAAGUCACCCCAUGUCCAUUCUCGCUGUCAGCAACAAUCACGUCGAAUGAAAGUUGCACUGAUUGGCUCUCGCGAGAACUCCCCGGAAGACGCCAGCCCAAUGACACCUUCUGACGAGUCUCCUUUCUCUCGGCGUCUCAAUAGCAGCAGAAAGUCUGUGAACUUCAGAGAUGCUGAGCGGAAAAAGAUCUAUCGUUAUAUUCAUCCCGCAUUCCCUCCAGUCGGACGGCCUCGCCCAGAGCCCAAAGACGAGAGUGAUAGUGAUGCCGAAGGCAGCACUGAGGAACCUGAAGACAUUCCUUGGUGGGACGGUUGGGAAGAGCCAGAGACUCUAGAGGAUGAAACCGCCUCUCAGCUAGAUAUCACAAAUAUUGAUGAAGAUUCACGACCUGGACGUCCCCGACGACGAAAACGUGAUAUGUUUCGGGCCUUCAUGCUUUGACAUCUUUUGCAAUACAGUUUGAUAUCCGAGAUAUCCACGCCUCACGUAUGUUUCCUUAUACUGUAUCUUGCUCGUUUUCUUUUCAGGACUACCUACGUGCCAUACCUUUGUAUUAAUUCCUGUUACCCUCGCUUUCUUAGCAUUGUAUCCUUAGGCCACUCCUUUAAACCUCAUUUCUCAUCUAUAUGAUCAUUCCAAUAGUUCUGAAAGUCGCGUGUAUUUAUUGUUUGCGAUACCUCGUUAUGGCCAGAAAUUAUAUCCUCUGAG